AGUCAAACGUCAAAAGUGUGGAUAUAAACAAGAGCCCUUCCACCCCCAGAGAUCAAGCUCCAGCAGCAACGCACACAUCGUAAACUGACCGUCAACAUCAACACCGCCGAGGGUUGGCGUUAUCACGGCUGCGGGUUUGUGUGGCCAGCAUCAACUGUCGCGCGGUCAAGUACACGGCCACAAUCCGUCACAGUGCGUGGUUCCGAGUGGAGGUGGUGUUGAUCAACACACACACACACACGGGUUUGCUGGAUUCGGUAGACUUCCUGAGCGGCUAGACAGCACAAUACGCAUAUCAUGGCGCUCCGUGAGGGACCAGGAAUUCGGGGCCUCAGCUUUCAGCGCUCCGAGGAAAAGCGCUCCUAUCUGUCCUCCUUCAGUAGCAGCUUCGAUGAGUUUGGCCCACCGUACGCGGAUCUACCGAUGGAGAUAUUGGUUAAGAUUUUCACCUACCUGGCACCGUCCGAUAGACGCGAGGCCAGCCAAACGUGUCGCCGUUGGUGUGAAGCAUCGCGCCACACCGCUUUCCUCGCCAACUUCUGGCUCGUGCUGCACCGGCAAUCGUUCGACGUGAACGUGCCACCGGUUCGGGAUCUGCUGCAAAGCUUCCUCCACUUCCCAAACAUCCAGCUGUCGGAGGUGGACUUUGAGCGGAUCGGCAACUUCUUUACCCAGUUCGGGCCACACAUCCAGCGGAUCGUGUUUCAGGCGUGCGAAAUACAGGAACGGGACAUGAUAGCAAUCCUCCGCUGUCUGCCAGCACUUCGCUCCCUGACGAUCGGGUCCUGUCGCGAUCUGUUCAUGUGUGUGCGACUGUUUGACGAUCCCGCCGAACGGGAGCAACUGCGACAGAUCCUUGCGAACGUUACCGAACUCUCGCUCAACCACAUUCAGUACCUGUCGGAUGGAAUUCUGCACCGAAUAGUGGACAUAAUGCCCGGGCUGCGCGUACUCGACCUGGCCGGAUGUCACAUAUCCUUCCACCAGGGUCUGUAUCGGAAGUUUUACACCGGCGAUGGCAAACAACCGUCGGAGUCGGUGCUAACCUUCCACUACAUCUCGCAGCUGAUAGACGAGCGGAAGGCAUCGCUAAGGGCGCUCGAUUUCAGCGAAACGCUGGUGGACGACAGUGCGCUUGAAGUGUUGGCCGGCAUGAGUCCGGCGCUGUGUCUCGAAAGGCUGGAGCUGAACCGUUGCGAGCAGCUUUCGAACCGAGGCCUGGGUAGACUGAUUACCGCCCACGCGACGCAUCUGCAGCACUUGAACCUCUCGAAAACGUACCGCCUGACCGAUGCCUGUCUGUUGCAGAUUUGUCGCGAGUUGGCCGGAUUGCGCGUACUAAAGAUGCGGAAGUGUCGCGCCCUCAGCAAUCAGGGUGUGCGUGAGCUGGGGCAGCUUGCUUCCCUCGAAGUGCUGGACAUUUCCUACUGCAAGGAAGUGAAUGGGGCAGGCAUUCUCGAAGGCAUCGCGUCCAGGCCGAAUCACACGCUGCGCGAACUUCGGGUGCAGGGGUUAAAUCUUUGCGAACAGUCCAUCAUUGCGAUUGCGGAACAUCUAUCGGCACUGCACGUGCUCGACCUCGGCUACUGCUUCCAUGCCGUCUCGGACCUUUCCGUGCAGUUCAUCAUCCGGAAUCUUGUGCGGCUGAAGGAGCUCGAUCUGGAAAACUGCGGCAAGCUAUCGGACGAAGGAUUGACGGGUUUGGGAAUGCUGGCGAAAAUCGAACGUCACGAACAGCGGAAGUCUGGCGCACGUGCUGCUGAGAAUGCAAACGCUCAACCAGACGAAGAUCACCCUCCGGAACCGGUACCGGAACCUGCACAGGUACCGGUAGCACCUGCACCUCACAUGCGCAUCUCGCUGCGUAGCCGUGCGGAACAGGAAAUCGUCGAGGAUGCUGAGCGGAAAAAGCUGCUCCUGGAGGCAAUGCAGCGCAAGGACAGUCUGCAAUCGGCACAUACCGAUUCUGGGUCGUCCUUUAGCGGGCAUUACGUCGGUCGGCUGCAGCAGCUAACCAUUCUCAAUCUAACCGGUUGCAACGGGCUGACGGACGUGACGCUGAUGUGCAAUUUCCGGAUCGCCGGCCUUCGCCAACUAUCCCUGGCCCGGUGUCAGCAAAUUUCGUACGACGGGAUACGCGCGAUGGUGCAGGGAUGCCCCGCGGUCGAACAGCUCGAUCUCAGCGAGUGUCACAACAUCAGCGAUCGAGCGGUCGAACAGAUUGUCGUCCAUCUGCGCCGGCUGCGCACACUCAGCCUACGGCGCUGCUACCAGCUGACCGACUUUAGUCUCGAUCAUAUCGCCUGCCAUGGGCACCGGUUGCGUGAGCUUGAUGUGCGCGGUUGCAAGCACAUGUGUGCGGAUCCGGCCAUGCGGCUGGUGAAUUUGCCCCUGCUGACAACGAUUCUAGCCGGCAGACAGGAUGAAGCUGCUAACGGGGCGUUUGAUGCGGCGUUUACGACCAUGCCAACGCCUCCACCCCUACCGCCUGCGCCGCGCCUUUCGAUGCGCUUUUAACAGGAAGUGGGUAUGGUUGGGCCUGCUGCUGCUGUUCGAUGCCGGAUGUAUGGUGCUGAUGGCAUCGUGGCUAGCUGGUUAGUUGCUAUGGCAAUUGCGCUGGUUGCUUGCUGUACAUACUGGAUGCGAUCGUUGGGGAUAGACAUCAUCAUCAAGUAAAAAGCCUGAAAGAAGAAGAUCGUUUUUGAAAACGCUAUCGACCAGUGCCAUUUGUUUUACCUUCUCUUUUGCUUUCUCGGUAUCGUUAUCGCGAAGAGGAGAAAUCAACUUUAACAUCGAACAUACACUAAAAGUUUGUAUAAUAGUAGUAUAGUGGAACCCUCCGUUUAUCCGGGUGCGCUAUUUAUCCGGGUGCGCUGUUUAUCCGUGCUGUUAUACUGAAGCUGUGUGUAUACCUAAAUUCCGUUUUAAAAAAAUAAAUUAUCGCUUCCCCUAUGAUUACACACGUGA
Messenger RNA from Anopheles stephensi (Asian malaria mosquito), 2967 nucleotides. RefSeq names its product dynein regulatory complex subunit 6-like. The record is from RefSeq and is a predicted model, not a curated record. The transcript has 2 exons. Gene Ontology annotation, cellular component: SCF ubiquitin ligase complex. Bases 298 to 2517 code for a protein of 739 amino acids. NCBI's taxonomy places the organism in Eukaryota, Metazoa, Arthropoda, Insecta, Diptera, Culicidae. Gene Ontology annotation, molecular function: protein binding. Gene Ontology annotation, biological process: SCF-dependent proteasomal ubiquitin-dependent protein catabolic process.